AGACAGAGCGAUCUUAGGGCAGCGAUAAGCUUUAUGAUAGAUGUGACUAGUAAAAUGCUACUACCAAAUGGUUCUGGAGAUUGCAGCUCCUCUCGUAAUUGGAGGCGCGACAGUUUGUCUCAGCAGUCAAACUUGCUUAAUUGGAGAGCCACAGAGACACACAGAGACAGCCAGAGAGAGAGAGAGAGAGAGAACUGUGGCUGGGAAACCUGUUUCUCGACCAAUUAAACGCCAGAGAGCCAGAGGCUGGCUGGCUGGCUAAGAGAGAGCAGCCCCUGCCUUUAGACCUGGCCCAGAGACCCGGAGACGUUGAGGUCUGCUGUUGGCGCUGAUCCCCAGACAUUUCGUGUUCCGACGCGCACCGCGACAGUUCCACACUCUGAAACGUCUCUGCCAACCAGUAAUCCCGGCGCAAUUCCCGAUAGUCUAUGAGCGAAUCUGCAGUGCGGAGCAGCAGGAGAAUGGGUUUCAAGCACGCCAUGUUGCAGCGCAGCUACGAGAUGUCGCCCUCGCCAGCGCGCACUUCACCCACAAAUGCAAACAGCAACAGCAGCACCACCAAUGCGUGUCCCCCGGUGGUGGCCCAGGCUCCGGCCCAGGUCACGGACUUUAGCAUCAGUCGGAUAUUGGGCAAGGAGCGGCGAUCGCCCGCAGAUGCCACAGCCAACAUUCUGGAUCUCUCGAAGAGUGCCACCAGCCCACCACAGGCGACAGCAGCAGCAGCAGCAGCAACCCAAGUCCCGAUUGCAGCUACUCCAUAUAUGGGUUACUCCUCCAUGCUGCCGCCGGAUCUGGUGGCCAUGGCGAAUGCCACCAAAUUCUAUGCGCAGUUCUUUCCGCAUCUGCUGCCCGCCUAUGCCGCUGCAGCGGCGGCUGCCGGCCUCAGCACGCCACCCACGUCACCCUACCAGCAACAGCAGCAACAGCAGCACCAGCAGCACCAUCAUCAGCAGCAGCAUCAGCAGAAGCGCUACUUUGCACCCUAUGUGAUCAAUGGACAGGCGCCACCGCCACCACCACUGCAGCAGCAGCUCAACCCCAAUCUAAUCCGUCCAAAAGCCACCGCCUGCACGCGCCCGGACUGCCUGGAGUGCCUGGACUACUACCAAAAGCUACAGGCUGGCUACAAGUGCACGCCUCUGAUAUCACCCGCUGCCUCGUCCGUCAGCAGUUCGAGUAGUUCCGCCGUGCGGCUGCCAGUGCGGGAUCUGGUCAGCAGCAGCGGCGGCAGCACCAACAUCUCGCUGACCACCGUCACCAAUUUCAGUAUGAACACGGCCCAAACGGCCACCGCCGCCGGACUGUUACCAAAAAUGGAUGCCGUCGGCAUGGGAGGCAAUAUCAGCUCCAGCCGCAACAGCUCCAUACAUCCCAUCAAUCCAUAUAAUCCCACUACCGCCGAGGAGAUCAGUUACAAGUGCAGGAUAUGCGAGAAGGUCUUUGGAUGCUCCGAGACUCUACAGGCGCACGAGAAGACACACAAAUCGCCACGUUACGAGUGCUCGGACUGCGGCAAGGGCUUCUCCCAGCUGCGCAACUACAAGUACCACCUGUCGGUGCAUCGCGGGACCAAGGAGUUUGCCGCCGAGUGUCCCGAAUGCGGCAAGACCUUCAACGACAAGGGCUACCUCAGCAGCCACAUGAAGAUCCAUCGGAAUCGCAAGGAAUACGAGUGCCCCUACUGCCCCAAGUCGUUCAACCAGCGUGUCGCCUUCAAUAUGCAUGUGCGCAUCCAUACGGGCGUCAAGCCGCACAAGUGCGCCGAAUGUGGCAAGCGUUUCUCCCGCAAGAUGCUCCUCAAGCAGCACAUGCGCACCCACAGCGGCGAGAAGCCGUACCAGUGCUCCGUUUGCGGCAAAUCCUUUGCCGAUCGCAGCAACAUGACGCUGCACCAUCGCCUGCACUCCGGCAUCAAGCCAUUCAGCUGCCCGCUCUGCCCCAAGGCCUUCACGAAGAAGCAUCACCUGAAGACGCAUCUCAACUACCACACGGGCUGCAAGCCCUACGUCUGUCCGCAUCCGAACUGCAACCAGGCCUUCACCCAGUCCAGCAACAUGCGCACCCAUGCCAAGAAGUGUCAGUAUCGGCCAUUGGAUGCGUCGCCGCCCACGCCAUUUACAGUGUCCGGCAAGACACAGCAACUGGGAGGGCAGAUGCAGCUGCAGCUGCAGCAGCAGGUUCCCACCAGCCUGGCUCUGGCCAUGGCGGCAGCUCCAACGUUUUCUAUGCCACCACCACCGCCACCAGCACAGCAAUCGCUGCUCAGCAAUCUAAGGACAUACUGAGACAGAGAUCGAGAGAGAGAAAGCUGAGCGCAGGAAUUAUCAACCAAAAGUGUAGUCGUAUACUCGUAUUGUAGUCCCUCGUUUUUUCGUUGUUAAUAUUAGAGAUAAGUUUCAAAAGAAAGUUAGUUCUCGAACCCCCCCUCAUAGACUAAUCU
This is a messenger RNA of Drosophila obscura, 2440 nucleotides long. Its product is annotated as oocyte zinc finger protein XlCOF22. Bases 429 to 2285 code for a protein of 618 amino acids. The transcript is spliced from 2 exons. NCBI's taxonomy places the organism in Eukaryota, Metazoa, Arthropoda, Insecta, Diptera, Drosophilidae. The record is from RefSeq and is a predicted model, not a curated record.